Messenger RNA from Rangifer tarandus platyrhynchus (Svalbard reindeer), 1776 nucleotides. Lineage: Eukaryota; Metazoa; Chordata; Mammalia; Artiodactyla; Cervidae. The record is from the annotation of a GenBank genome assembly.
AUGGUGUCGCCUCCUCCCGGGGCGGCGGCUGUGGCAGCGGCUCGGGCUUGCGUCCGCGUCGGGCUGGCCCCGCGGCCGCUCAUGGGUAGCCAGGGCGGCGUGGGGCCCCCCGGGAACGGUGGGCCCGGCGAGGGCGAGAGCGGGGAGACGAGGAAACUGCAGGAGGAAGAGAGAGCCGCGAGAGGAAAGCGGAGGAAGGGGAAGGGGAAAGCGGGAGCAGGGCAAGGCGGAAAAGGAAGCGGGGCGGAAGGAAAGCCGGAGCCGCCACAGGCGAAGGAGGAAACGGGGCUGGGGGCCGAGGCGGGACCGAGUGCAGGCCUAGGAAAGGCAGGAGAGAGAGGCGGAAGCGUGGAGGAAGGGGCGAGAAGGCUCGUCAGAGGAGAUGAGGGGAGCGCAGGGACGCGAAAGGAGGCCAAAGGAAGAGAUGAGGGGAAGAAGGAGGAAUGGAGGGUCAGGACUGGGAGGCGGGAGGACGCCAGGCCGGCAAGAGCACAGGGACGAGGGGGUCAGGCUUGGGGCCGCCUCGCGGGGACACGGGCGGCCAUGGCGACAGCGGCUGAGGAGAAGGCGGCGGCGGCGGCCCGGGAGCCAGCCUGCCGCCCUGCCGCGGGGCCCGCACUCCUGCGCCUGCCGGAGGAGCUGCUGCUGCUCAUCUUUUCCUACCUGGACAUGCAGGCCCUCGGCCGCCUGGCUCAGGUGUGCCGCUGGCUGCGGCGCUUCACCAGCUGCGACCUGCUCUGGCGCCGGAUAGCCCGGGCCUCGCUCAACUCCGGCUUCACGCGGCUCGGCACCGACCUGAUGGCCAGUGUAGCAGUAAAGGAACGAGUGAAGAUAUCUCAGAACUGGAGGUUGGGGCGCUGCCGAGAGGGGAUUCUGCUGAAGUGGAGAUGCAGUCAGAUGCCCUGGAUGCAGCUAGAGGGUGAUUCUCUGUACAUAUCCCAGGCUAAUUUCAUCCUGGCCUAUCAGUUCCGCCCAGAUGGUGCCAGCUUGAACCGGAGGCCCCUGGGAGUCUUUGCUGGACAUGAUGAGGACGUUUGCCACUUCGUGCUGGCCAACUCGCAUAUUAUCAGUGCAGGAGGAGAUGGGAAGAUUGGUAUUCAUAAGAUUCAUAGCACCUUCACUGUCAAGUACUCGGCCCAUGAACAGGAGGUGAACUGUGUGGAUUGCAAAGGGGGCAUCAUUGUGAGUGGCUCCAGAGACAGGACAGCCAAGGUAUGGCCUUUGGCCUCAGGCCGGCUGGGGCAGUGCUUACACACCAUCCAGACUGAAGACCGAGUCUGGUCCAUUGCUAUCAGCCCAUUGCUCAGCUCCUUUGUGACAGGGACGGCUUGUUGUGGGCACUUCUCACCCUUAAGAAUCUGGGACCUCAACAGUGGGCAGCUGAUGACGCACCUGGGCAGUGACUUUCCCCCAGGGGCUGGGGUGCUGGACGUCAUGUACGAGUCCCCGUCCACGCUCCUGUCCUGUGGCUACGACACAUAUGUUCGCUACUGGGACCUCCGAGCCAGUACCCGGAAGUGUGUCAUGGAGUGGGAGGAGCCCCACGACAGCACCCUGUACUGCCUACAGACGGAUGGGAACCACCUGCUGGCCACUGGCUCCUCCUACUAUGGUGUUGUGCGACUGUGGGACCGCCGCCAAAGGGCCUGCCUCCAUGCCUUCCCACUGACGUCGACACCCCUCAGCAGUCCUGUGUACUGCCUGCGCUUCACAACCAGACACCUCUAUGCUGCACUGUCCUACAACCUCCAUGUCCUGGACUUUCAAAACCCAUGA